AUGAGAUUAUACUUGGGGUCAAGCUUCUCGAUAAUCCAGGCUUCAAUUCAGCUGCUUCGUCGGCCAAAUACAACAACAUUUGGUUUACUCUGUGGAAGAACUUCUCAGUUCAGAUGGGCUGGCAAUUAUUCAUCUCGUUUCUGUUUUCUUCAAAUAUCAUCUCUUAGAUUCAAUUCAAGCGCCGCAAACGAACCAGCUCUAACUGUAUAUUACCUUAUAAACUCAUGUGGGUUGUCCCCAGAAUCAGCUCUCAGAGCCUCUAAACACAUUGCUCUCAAGACCACAGCCAAAGCAGAUUCUGUCCUUGACCUCUUCAAGAACUAUGCAUUCACGCAAGCCCAAAUCUCCGAUAUCAUUACCUUCAACCCAAAUGUACUCAGAAUCGAUCCUGACAAAAUACUGAAACCCAAAAUCGAACUACUGUGUAAUAUGGGGAUAUCAGGCCCCAACCUCGCAAAGAUCCUUUCCAGAUACUCCAACUUCUUGACAGCGAAUUUAGAAAGAGAACUCAUCCCUUCAUUGGAAUUCCUCAGGAGUUUCAUCCACACGGAUGAAAGGGUCGCUAUCGCUCUGAGUCGUAUGACCUGGACCACCCGGCUUCCUGAAAGAAUGACGCCCAAUAUUGAGAUCUUGCGAGAUCAUGGUGUAACAGAGUCCAACAUUUCGAGGUUAAUGUUCCUUCAUCCUCGACUAAUGAUUGGGAAAUCUGAAUGGUUUAAGGGGGUGGUUUUGAGAGCCAAGGAAAUGGGUUUGGAUCCUUCGACUACCGUUUUCAUAAAUGGUUUCCGGGUACUAUCUGGGAUGAGGAAGCCUGCAUGGGAAGGAAAGUUGGCUGUUUUUAGUAGUUUUGGAUGGCCGGUAGACGAUUAUCUUUGGUUGUUCCGGAAGCAACCCACUGUUUUUGGACUUUCAGAGAAGAGAAUCAGGGCAGGAUUGGAUUUCUUCAUGAACAAAUUGAAUUGGACAAUUGCUGAUAUCAGGAAGUAUCAUAGCAUAUUACAAUAUAGCAUGGAGAAGAGAAUAUUUCCAAGGUUUUCUGUUUUUCAAGUUCUGCUCGCGAAGGGUCUAAUGGAAAAUAAUAGUAUCGGCCCCGCCAUGAGAUUGACUGAGGAUAAGUUCCUGAAUAAGUAUGUGUUCAGGUAUCUAGAUGAACAACCCCAUCUGUUGAAAUUGUAUCAAAGUAAGAUAGGUAUUCUUGAAUCAUAA
Molecule: messenger RNA, 1206 nt
Organism: Telopea speciosissima
Lineage: Eukaryota; Viridiplantae; Streptophyta; Magnoliopsida; Proteales; Proteaceae
Exons: 1
Coding region: 1-1206 (401 amino acids)
Biological process (GO): regulation of DNA-templated transcription; chloroplast organization
Cellular component (GO): chloroplast
Molecular function (GO): double-stranded DNA binding
Source: RefSeq, a predicted model, not a curated record